Molecule: messenger RNA, 798 nt
Organism: Purpureocillium lilacinum
Lineage: Eukaryota; Fungi; Ascomycota; Sordariomycetes; Hypocreales; Ophiocordycipitaceae
Product: ubiquitin-conjugating enzyme E2 6
Source: RefSeq, a predicted model, not a curated record
AUGGCAACCAAGGCAGCGCAGAAGCGGUUGACCCGCGAGUACAAGACAAUCUCGGAGAAUCCGCCACCUUACAUCACUGCCCAUCCGUCCGAGUCCAACAUCCUAGAGUGGCAUUAUGUCAUCACCGGUCCCGAGGACACGCCUUACCAUGGCGGACAGUAUUGGGGCACACUGAUGUUCCCUCCCAACUACCCAUUUGCACCACCGGCUAUUCGUAUGCACACCCCCUCGGGCCGCUUCCAGCCUUCGACGCGACUAUGUCUUUCCAUCUCCGAUUUCCACCCGAAGUCAUUCAACCCAGCGUGGGAGGUCUCAACCAUUCUCAUUGGCCUACUCUCCUUUAUGACGAGCGACGAGAUGACUACGGGGUCUGUGUCCACGAGCGCCGCCGAGAGAAAAUACCUUGCUUCCAAGUCGCGGUGGUGGAACUCCACUGGGGGCGGCUCUCACGUCAAGAAUACCGCGCAGAAAGGUAACGUCAAGGCGGGCGACGGAGGAGCCAAGUUCCGGGCGGAGUGGCCGGAAGUGGACGCGGAGAACUGGGAGUGGAUCAAGAAGAGCAAGCUGGAUCCCGCGACGGGCACCCGCUUGGAUGGAGACAACGGCUCAUCAUGCGGGCCUCAGCUGGGUAUUGCGGGCUCAAGCGGCAACCAAGCCCAAGCCGUGGUGGAUGCCGUGGUGCAACAACGGGACGCAGGCCGCGGCUGGGUAUACCGAAACAAACUGCUUGUCGCAGGAGGUCUCGUGUUCAUCUACGUCCUUAUUUCGAGGCUCGUGCACGGCGAGGGCCUUGCAUAA